Messenger RNA from Mycena citricolor, 1152 nucleotides. The record is from the annotation of a GenBank genome assembly. Lineage: Eukaryota; Fungi; Basidiomycota; Agaricomycetes; Agaricales; Mycenaceae.
AUGUUCGCCUUCUUCCUCCUUCCGCUACCUUUCCUCCAUCUCGUCGAAGCCUUCUUGAACGUAACUGUCGAUGACACCGACUCCUCCAUCGGCUAUAUCGGCACAUGGGAACCGUCAUCCUCCCAUCAGUCGCCUUUCGACUUUGGAGGCAGUCACACGUUCAGCAGCGACGAUUCGGGAAAAGCAGUCUUCACAUUUACCGGGGUAGCAGUGUACUAUCUAGCCCCACAGUGGCCGUAUGCUGUGAGCACGCGUCUGAGUCUUGACAAUGGGAUCGCGACAUUAGUCAACUUAACGGACCCGGAUGCCUCAACCACGCCUCCUGGAGGCUCAGAGUCGACAUUCUCAUCCGUAGCAUGGUCUGCAUUCAAUCUGUCGAACUCCACACACUCUGUGGUGGCCACUGUGGGGAUAGAGGGAUUCAUCAUCGUGGAUGGUUUCAUGCAAGUGCAACCCAUUGACGGUUUCGAGGGGAGCUCUGCGACCUCAUCCUCCAUCGCGUCCCAAUCAUCAUCUUCCGUCACCUCCGCUACUCCUACCGCGUCUCAGACAUCUCCAGUCUCGAUCAAGAGCAACCUGAACGUCGGUCUCGGUGUCGCAUUCGGCGUCUUCGUCUUCAUUGGCGCCUUCCUGCUUUGCUUGAUACUCUAUCAAAGGCGGCGAGAAAAACGCGCAAGAUCUGCGCGGCCCAAGCCACUGAUCGACGAUUGGGGUUCGAUGUUUGGUAGCGAGUACUCACGUGGAUCAUAUGCUGCAGUACCCCUGGGGCACGCUUACGAGGCGUCGGGUCGUUUGCUACCGGCUGUGGAUCCUUGGGAGCCGGAUGAACAUUACCGGAAGUCUUUGGGUAGCAUUAGUGGCCCAUCGAGCCCACCGGCACGGUCGCGGUCGAACAUUCCAGCCUUGUCCAGGAUCCUGCCCCCAGGUGCCAUGGAUCCAGCCGUCCCAGGACCCUACAUUGACCGGCCGCCACCUACUCCAACCUAUCUUUUCGACCCCGAUCCUGUGCACGGAGAGUUAUCUCGAUCGGGGACAGUGGGAAUGAGCUUGAGGUCUUCUGAGGGAGUUUCGGGCUCCGACAUCUUGUUCACACGGCGCGUGCACGACGGAGAUGCGCUGUACGCGAAGCCGCCCGCAUACUCCGUGAAAUAG